AUGGCUCUUCUCUUACUCUCGGUUCUGCAGUUCUCUUUGGAUAACUUUUUGACCACCGUGAUCAAAAAGGAAACCAACAUCCCAGCGAAGAUAGUUAUACCUCACUUCUUCAUACUCAAAGCUGUAAAGAGAGAAUAA
Aspergillus niger is the source of this 138-nucleotide messenger RNA. RefSeq lists its product as hypothetical. The transcript has 2 exons. The record is from RefSeq and is a predicted model, not a curated record. Bases 1 to 138 code for a protein of 45 amino acids. NCBI's taxonomy places the organism in Eukaryota, Fungi, Ascomycota, Eurotiomycetes, Eurotiales, Aspergillaceae.